Molecule: messenger RNA, 2083 nt
Organism: Chenopodium quinoa (quinoa)
Lineage: Eukaryota; Viridiplantae; Streptophyta; Magnoliopsida; Caryophyllales; Amaranthaceae
Product: protein S-acyltransferase 18-like
Exons: 9
Coding region: 422-1957 (511 amino acids)
Biological process (GO): peptidyl-L-cysteine S-palmitoylation; protein targeting to membrane
Cellular component (GO): endoplasmic reticulum; Golgi apparatus
Molecular function (GO): protein-cysteine S-palmitoyltransferase activity
Source: RefSeq, a predicted model, not a curated record
UCCCAUUUUUUAAAUUUCCCAUUUUAAUUCCUCUUUCUUACUUUCUUUUCCGUUAAUAUUAUUGAUUUUUGUUGCUAUAAUACAUGUGUAGAAUCAAGGCUGAAAAUUGCAAUUUUUUUUUUUUUUAAUUGUAAGAUUCAGCUCAGAGAAUAACAUUAAUGACAUUAAUUCGAGGAAUUUUAUUGAUUUUUAAAAUUUUCUGACUGUUUUAUGAUAUCUUCUUCUUCAGACACAGUUAAGGGUUUUUAAUUCAAAUUCAAGCUCAAACCAGAGAACGUCAAAUUUCAAUAAUAUGAACAAAUUCUGGGUUUCUCUGAUUAAGAUUUUUGGGGUUGAUUUUUACACCCCAAUUCUCCUUCAAUAUUGAGGAAUUUGCUACAAGAAGCCGGUGGCGUCGACAGCAGUAAUUUGCUAGCUACGGAUGUACGCCAGGCGCCAUGGUUGGCAGCGUCCUUUCCACCCUUUACAGAUGGUGGGAAUGGCAGUAUACAGUUUCCUAGUGGCUUCAUUCUAUUGCUUUCUGGGAUUCUUUCUUGGCAAUCGAAUUGCCGAAAUUGUAGUAAUUUCAAUAUAUUCUUCAGUGGCACUGUCGGUUAUGGUGUUAUUUAUUAGGUGCACGGGGACUGAUCCGUCUUCGAAAAAUAGACAUAGUAAUCACAAGAAAAAGAAAGUGAAGAAGAGUAAAGUUAAAUCCUUGACAAAGUUGAAUUAUGGUUUUAUAUUGAGACAGAUGGUUAUGAGGUGUUUUAGGAGGUUGGAGAGAAAGAUUCUUAAGACUUGUAUAAGGAGGAAGUAUUUACUAGAUCCGCGCAUUGCUAAUGGUCAUGUUCACUUGGAUCCCUUGCUUCCUUUUCCUCUGCCUCCCCUUGUUACCAAAGAAGACGAUGACUCCGUUUCGCCUGAUCUUGAUCCUAAUGAUAAGGAUGAGGAUUUCUCCUUUUGCUCCUUGUGCAAUUUCCAUGUUAAAAAACAUAGCAAACAUUGUAGGACAUGUAAUCGUUGCGUUGAAGGCUUUGAUCACCAUUGCCGGUGGCUGAACAAUUGUGUUGGAAAAAGGAAUUAUACAACAUUCAUCCUUCUUAUGAUAUUUGUCCUGUUGAUGCUUACAAUUGAAGGAGGAACAGCUAUUGCUGUAUUCGUUCGGUGCUUUGCUUAUAAGAAAAACAUGGAUCAGGAAUUAGCAAGGGUAUUUCACACCACCAAGUUUCCUAGGGGAGUUCUUGCUGCAAUAUCUGCAGUGUUGGUUUUGUUGACAGCUUAUGGCUCAGCAGCACUUGGCCAACUCUUUUUCUUUCAUGUUGUUCUCAUUCGCAAGGGAAUGAGAACAUAUGAUUACAUAUUGGCUAUGAGAGCAGAGCAUCGAUUUAGUGGAUUGGAGUCAUUGAAUGAUUCAGAAUUUUCGUCAGAUGAUAGCAGUGAACCUGCUUCACCAAAAAGGAUCAUUUUGUCUCAGUUCAUAGGACAGAAAUCAAAUCUGAGCCCAGAACAACUAUCUGUUAAAAUCGAUCCUCAAUCAGGCACCUCCAUCAUUAACCAGAAUCAACACUUCCGUGCUAGCAUUGAUCCCUGGAAGCUGAUACAGAUGAGUAAAGAAAAAGCUUUGAAAGCCGCCGAAAAGGCCAAAGAGAAGCAAAUGGUUGAACACGAACAACUUAAUCCACUUCCUUUCGAGGUGAAAAAAGGUCCUUUGGAGAAGCCAGAAAGAGAUCAGAACAAAACAACCCCUCUUGUUUCAAUAGCAAGACAUCCAGGCUCGCCGGGAAGAUUCUCAAGUCCAAGAAGACGAAUUUCUGGCUCUCCUGCUACACUAUCCAAUACAGCUGCACAGCCAAGUCAGAUAUACAAAAGCAAUUUCGACUUGAAACUAACAGGGGUGUCAAGGGAGCUAGAGGGGUAUAUAUCAAAGCAAGUUCUGUGUUCCAUUGUAAAAGACGGGGCUGAAGCAUCCCCUAGAUAAUAGUAUCUGUGAUACUUGUAUUCUCAGUCUCUGAGAACUCAUUUAAAACUUCAUAGUACCGAUGAUUCAUUUAUUAUAUGCAAUUUAUACCAGGGAUCAAUGGUUUGGCCCCUUUUGCUUCUUGAA